Messenger RNA from Elaeis guineensis (African oil palm), 1575 nucleotides. Its product is annotated as PHD finger protein ING2. Lineage: Eukaryota; Viridiplantae; Streptophyta; Magnoliopsida; Arecales; Arecaceae. Gene Ontology annotation, cellular component: nucleus. The record is from RefSeq and is a predicted model, not a curated record.
GCUCUCUCCCGUCUCCUUGGCCUUCGGUCCCUUCCUCACUCCCUCCGCCUCUCAUUCUCCGGCGGCGAACGAAGCUUCUGUCGCCGGCCCAAACUCUUUUUGGGGCUCGAGUCCACUAUCGAGCACUCCAUUGCCUCCCUUGCCCGCGGCCUUCGAUUACUUGGAUCCAGGGGAAGAAAGAGGAGGGUGGAGGCGCCCCACGUAACGGUCGCCCGGUGCGGCGCCGUUAAGUAGCUUCCCAACUCCUCUCACGUGCGUUCUGCUUUGAGAUCCGUAAAAAAACGCUGACGUGGUGUUGUCGUAGAGGGCUCCAUAUUUGGAACACCCUUCAUAGAAUUUUUAUUCGACCCAACCUCAAAUCUCACUCUGUCCGUCAUCAUCUCUCCGUCCGUCCCCCGGUGGUUGAGGGCGGCUACCGGCGACCAUUGUCCUGCGAAUUGGGGGAAUCCCCCGGAAACCUAGGAAGAAAAGCCUAAGCGGAGAGAGAAAGAGAGCGAUGGCGAUUGCAAGAACGGGGGUUUUCGUGGACGAUUAUUUGGAGUAUUCGAGCACGUUGGCAGCGGAGCUGCAGCGGCUUCUCAACACGAUGAGAGAACUCGACGAUAGAGCCCAAGGUAUAAUCAACCAGACAAAGGAACAGACAAAGUACUGCUUAGGUAUGCCUCAUAGCUCAAAAAAGGUUGGGCAUGAAGAUGAAGAAGCUGCAUUUGAGAAGAUGAAGAAGGAGAUUGAAGCUAGCCAGGAAAGUGCAUUGAGCCUUUGUACUGAGAAAGUUUUGCUAGCACGACAAGCGUAUGAUCUGAUAGAGAGCCAUGUGAAAAGGCUUGAUGAGGACUUGAACCAGUUUGCGGAAGAUCUAAAGCAAGAAGGAAAAAUACCACCAGAUGAGCCAGCAAUCCUUCCGCCACUACCUAUAGUCACCAGGGAUGAAAAACGCAAGGCAGGUUAUAUAACACCUCAAUCAAAACGGUUGAAAGAAAAGGAUUGGGAGAGAGAGCGAGAUAUGGAUCUUGAGCUGAUGCCUCCUCCUGGCAGUCAUAAGAAAAAUAUUCCUGCAUCUGUUGAUGUUGAUCAACCAAUUGAUCCGAAUGAACCAACAUACUGUAUCUGCCAUCAGGUGUCUUUUGGAGAUAUGAUCGCAUGUGACAAUGAGAAUUGUGAAGGAGGUGAAUGGUUCCACUAUUCAUGUGUUGGCCUCACCCCUGAGACUAGAUUUAAGGGCAAAUGGUUUUGCCCAACAUGCAGGAAUCAACAAUAGUGGUUUGAUGUAGCUCCAGCCUAGGUGCAAGGUUCUGCCUUCCUGCAAUCAGCAUGGCCACUGCAUAUGAGCAAUACUAUAGUUCUUUUCUGUUCUAAAUUUUAAGCAGGUUGGAACAUUUCGGUUGAUGUAUAUUACGUGAUAAAAAAGGUUGGAACAUUUCUGUUGAUGUAUAUUACCUGAUAAAAGAAGUGCCUUCUUGUGUAAUUACUUUUCUGAACGACGAGUGCAUAUGCCAGUCUUAUCACAAAAGUCAAGGAGGGUUUGUGGGUCUAUUGUUGUCUACAGAAAUGCAGUGCAGGGUGGUUUCAAUUUCU